Messenger RNA from Dictyostelium discoideum AX4, 468 nucleotides. RefSeq lists its product as hypothetical. The record is from RefSeq and is a predicted model, not a curated record. The transcript has a single exon. NCBI's taxonomy places the organism in Eukaryota, Evosea, Eumycetozoa, Dictyosteliales, Dictyosteliaceae. The coding region runs from base 1 to 468 and encodes 155 amino acids.
AUGGGAAAUAUAGCAAUAAAACAAAAUUCAACCGAUUUUUAUAUUGAAAAGGUUAAAAAAUUUAUUGGAGCUUUUGGAAGAUUAAAUGAAAAAGAGGCAUUAGAAUUUAUAAAAGAAAAUUUAGAUGAAGAGUAUCAACAUGUAAUAAAAUUGGAAUGUGGUACAGAAUCCAAAGUUCUUGGUCACCAACAAACUCUGGAAUAUUGGAAAUUGGCAUUAAAAAAUAAAUGGAAAGGUGCCUACGUUUUGGGAAAAGUUCAACCAAAUGAUGACGAUGAUGGAAAAGUUAGAAUAAAAUGUAUUUUUCAAAAUUUAAUUGACAUUCAAGAUAGGGACAUUUAUAACUAUUUCAUCUUAUUUGCAAUUUAUGAUUCAACUACAAAAUUAUUAGAAUCAUGUAUUUAUCAAGAAGUUACUACCUUAUAUUUAAAAGAUGUUAAAAAUUUAAUUGAUAAUAAUAAAUUGUAA